AUGCGAUCGGCGUUCGAGUCUACGGGAUACAUUGACCUGCACUACGGAUUUCGGGCAGUUUCCCUUGACGUCCUCACCGACUAUGCGUUUGAUGAUUGUUAUGACUGCUUGGACAAGGAGAACUUUGGCGUUGAGAUAUCCAAGAUGCUUCGUGACAUUGGUCCUACAGUGUGGUUCUUCCAGGAAUUUCCCUCCAUGCGAGAUCUGGCUAUUCAAACUCCAUUCUGGCUCGCCAAAUUGGUGAGCAAGUCACUGUCAAGAAUGAUGCUGUAUCGUGAGCGUUGCAAGCACCAGAUUCUGAAAGUCAAGGAGGCCGUGGAAAGAGGUGAUAAAGUCUCACGAAAGACAGUCUUCCACCAACUGCUUCGACCAGACGACACGGAAGGAUACAAAGUGCCCAGUGUCGAGCAACUCAAUGAUGAUGCCUAUGUCCUCAUUGCCGCCGCAGCUGAUACAACAGGCAACGCAUUGACAAUUGCAGCAUAUAAUGUUGUCUACAAUCCAGAGAUAUAUGAACGUUUGACAGCAGAGUUGAGAGAGAAGUUUCCUGACCCUGAAGCGAAAAUGGACCUUGUGGCCCUUGAGAAAUUACCCUAUUUGACCGCAGUGAUCAAGGAGGGCCUUCGAUUGUCAUUCGGUGUCGUUGGCCGACUUCCACGAACCGUUCCCAAGCCAGGUGCUGAGUUCCAUGGCUAUCAUGUCCCGGAAGGGACUACCGUCAGCAUGAGCUCGUGGAUGGUGCAUCGAAGCGAGGACUUAUUUCCGAACGCAGAGAAGUUUGAUCCGACACGCUGGCAGGAUCCUGCUACACACAACGCCCUCGAAAAGCACCUCUUCUCGUUUGGCAAGGGCCCGCGGCAAUGUGUUGGGAUGCAGUGCAUAUUGACUUGA
Messenger RNA from Aspergillus viridinutans, 891 nucleotides. RefSeq names its product cytochrome P450. The transcript is spliced from 5 exons. Gene Ontology annotation, molecular function: heme binding; iron ion binding; oxidoreductase activity, acting on paired donors, with incorporation or reduction of molecular oxygen. The record is from RefSeq and is a predicted model, not a curated record. Lineage: Eukaryota; Fungi; Ascomycota; Eurotiomycetes; Eurotiales; Aspergillaceae. Bases 1 to 891 code for a protein of 296 amino acids.